Molecule: messenger RNA, 3009 nt
Organism: Symbiodinium sp. CCMP2456
Lineage: Eukaryota; Dinophyceae; Suessiales; Symbiodiniaceae
Source: the annotation of a GenBank genome assembly
AUGGAGGUGACCAAGAGGCCGAAGUUGGGAGCCUACCAGCGAUGGGUACGUGAGCUCAACGUGGCCGAAGGGGAUCCAGAGGAGCUGCUCAUGCUUGAUGCAGUGAUGCGCGUGGCAGCAGGGCUUGGGCCUGCCAGCCAGGCACCGACGGAAGGCCGUCUUCACCUGGUCUCGCCGUGGCAGCCGGACUUGCCAACGGCUGCUGCCCAGGACCCACCGCCCAGCCCCAAGCCGAAGCCACUGGAAGCCGCAGCCUCCGUGGCGAACAAGCUCCUCAGCCUCAUCGCUUUCCGCAAAAGCAAAAGCGAUGCUGAUGGAAGCACGUCUUUCACGCCGGGAGACUGGCGAGUUCUGGCACAUGAGGCGGCAGCUGACCGCCUGCCGCCAAACCGCUACGACCUGGAUAUUUUCAUGUGUUCGCCCACCGUGCUGCAGCUAACGAUCCGGCCCCCACGGGCCACGCAGCAUCACGAGCUGCCAGGAGUGCCCGGGGCCUUCGUUCUGUCCGAUGUCCUCUCCGUUCAGGAGUGCCAUAUGCUCCGCCAGGCGACCGAAGCCAUGGGAUACAGGCCGGACGUGCCUUUGUCCUCCGAACUGGAUGAGCGGGCACACAACGUCGUUCUCAUGGCCAACGACUUUCAGAAUACCUCUUUGUUCGAGCGGGUGAAGCAUCUGCUGCCAAGCAAGCUGGGCCAAGAGAAGCUGUUGGGCAUCAACCGCAGGUGGCGAUUUUACCGGUACCUGUCUGGCAAUCUGUACCGGAAGCACCUGGACGGCGCUUGGCCUGCAAGCGGGCUUAAGCGUGGUGAGGACGGCCAGGACGAGUAUGUGUACGACGCCUAUGGCGGCGGCACCAGAUCCAAACUGACGUUCAUCAUUUACCUGAACGACGACUUCGAGGGCGGCUGCACCACCUUCUACACGCCUAACCCAGGUGAGGAGGGUGUGCUGGACUCGAGACCUGUGAAGCCCCGCAUCGGAUCUGCGACAGUCUUCCCUCAUGGGGACUGUGGCACACCGUUACUGCACGAAGGUUCUGCUGUGACUUCCGGCACCAAGUACUUGUUGCGGACUGACGUCGUCUACGCACGCCCGGAGACACCGGAGGAGUUGAAGCGCGCGGCCCGGCUGCGAGGCUUGGCUCGGCAGCUGGGUGGUCUGGGUGGCCAGGGCUUGCUACAGGAGAAGGAGGAGGUGCAAGAAGCUCCUCCAUCGAGCCAGCCCAAGAAAGCGAAGGUGGGCAAGAAGCGCGCCAAGAAGCUUGGAGGCAAGCAUGCUCAGGAAGGUGCUGGCGGCCAGAAAGGUGCUGCAGCUGCUGCUCCGGCCCCUACCAAAGGCGUGAAGAAGAAGAUCGGCAAGAAGUCGUCAGUGCAGGCUCUCAGGGGUGCAGUUUGUGAAGUCAGCACGGUGCUGAAGAUGAGACUUCGCAGCGCUUCAGAUCCCAGUGGCCCGGGCACACGGCAAGCGGACCAAGAACAAAGCGGCAGGCUCCGGCCGCCGCCGUUGAGCAACAGGAAUGUCCUCCGUGCCUUGCCACAUGCCGAGUUCGUCGUACGCAAAUGCAGCAGUCCCCGCCAGGGAGAACUGGUUCUGCAGACAUCAAGAGCGAGCUGCAAGCCAGAAAAGUUCUUGGUGCCUUCCGAUCUUGUCGAGCGUGUGGCUUUGACCGAGCUCCGUCAGGACAUGCAGAUGCUUCAAACUUUGGUCGAGGGCUUGCCACAUGACCUUACCAGCACGAAAGAGCAGGAUGGCACCGCCGCGGGGAGGUCGGACUUGGAAAGGCUCCACCGCGAGCUUCGAACGAUGAAGGAGGACCUUGGUGCGCUGCGCUCCAGGGCGCAAACCAAGGAGGCCCUCUUGGACCAGGUAGGGGCCGAGCUGGAAGAGACGGUCCAGCGGCUUUCUCAAGUUUCCAACGAGAAGGCCAAAUUACAGUUCGAGGUCGCGGAUCAAGGGAAGACGAUCGCGCAGCAGCGCCAGCGGCUGCAGACAGUGGAGGCGCAGCUCCUCGAAGCCGUCCAGGAGAGCAGGGCUGAAGCCGAGUCGGCCUUCCUUCUCAAAGAGGUACGGAAACAGCUGGCCGCGGCGGAGGGCACGAAACGUUCGCUGGCAGAAGGCCUGGAGCUUGAAAAGACGGAGGCCGAGCGCUUGCGAGCAGAGGUCGCGAGAAGAUCAAUGCCGUUCCAUGAGCCUCGUCUCGCUCCUCUGAAACAGAUCUUCUUGCAUUUCGCAGAACCCAAAGCCAGCAACUUGCGUCGAUGCAACAGUUUUUCAGGGUAUGUGCCCUUUUCUUUGAGUGGCGCAGCCGGACAGCAUGGAAACCAUUCGGAGGUUGGAAUGUCUGCAUAUCUGGAGGCAGAUCUCCCGACGUUACAUGCUGACUACCCCGACGUCGACUCGACGCCCCACUGGCCGGAUACCGAUGAUGAGAGCGAGUCCUGGGACGGCGACGUGCAGAGGAAGCAAGUUGAUCUUGACGGGAUGUCAACGAGCACCGAACAAACAACGCCUUUGCGGUUGAGCUUGACUGCUCUGCUUCCCAGUGAUGAAGUCCAAGGCUGUCGAAGCCGAAGUGAGAGCAAGGAAAGCCAGGCACUGGGCGGCUUGCCGAUGUCUGUGAUCAGUGUGUGUGGCUCCGACCCAGUGGACCACUCCGACAGCGAGGGCAGCAAACCAGAGCCCCAUUUUCAGCCCUACGCCGGAGUUCCGAUGCCUAACGUUGGCCAAAGCCAAUCUCGCAAGGCGGCUCGCCACCUCCCAAAGGUGCGAAGCGUCAAGGCUGCUGGGCAGUUGGUGCCAGGACCCUGCUCGAAACAGCCGUGUGCGCCGGGAUGCGUCCCAAAGCAAGGAGGUGGGGGUGCUGCUGGACACUCACCGGUGAUUUGUUCGCCUACUCCCGCUCUGGACAAGAAAGCCAAGAACUCGAAGAAGGCAGUUGGAGCUCCCCCUGCUCGCAAGGGUCCAGAGCCGCUGGCCCAGGCCAUCAAAACGGCGGCGCCGCUUAAUUGA